This is a messenger RNA of Cololabis saira (Pacific saury), 2704 nucleotides long. RefSeq names its product vimentin like (gene viml). The transcript is spliced from 10 exons. Gene Ontology annotation, molecular function: structural constituent of cytoskeleton. Gene Ontology annotation, biological process: intermediate filament organization. Gene Ontology annotation, cellular component: intermediate filament; axon; plasma membrane. The record is from RefSeq and is a predicted model, not a curated record. Lineage: Eukaryota; Metazoa; Chordata; Actinopteri; Beloniformes; Belonidae. The coding region runs from base 97 to 1503 and encodes 468 amino acids.
AACGCCUAUCCAGGCGUACUGCGCGGAUGCUGCUGAGGCUGGGGCGAUCUCACACCGCAGCAGACCACUUUAUAAAGGUACAGUAGGAAGAAGAAGAUGUCUUACAACAGAGCAGCCCCGCACUCAUCUUAUAAGAAGAUGUUCGGCGGCGUGGAGAGGGCGGCGGCCCGGAGCGGCUACUCCAGCCGCCAGUACUCCAGCCCGGUGCGCUCCUCCCGGAUCUCCUUCGGCCUCUCCUCCGCUCCCCCCGUCUACGCGGCCAAGAGCAGCGGCCACAGGCUCCGCAGCAGCGCCGGCAUGCCCCGGCUGUCCUCCGACCAGCUGGACUUCUCCCUGUCCGACGCCAUCAACAGCGAGUUCAUGACCAACCGCACCAGCGAGAAGGCGCAGAUGCAGUCGCUCAACGACCGCUUCGCCAGCUACAUCGAGAAGGUGCGCUUCCUGGAGCAGCAGAACAAGAUCCUGCUGGCGGAGCUGGAGCAGCUGAGGGGCAAAGGCUCGUCCCGCGUCGGGGAUCUGUACGAGGACGAGAUGCGGGAGCUGCGGCGCCAGGUGGACCAGCUCACCAACGAGAAGGCCCGCGUGGAAGUCCACCGGGACAACCUGGCGGACGACAUAGACAGGCUGAGAGAGAAGUUGCAGGAUGAGAUAUCCCAGCGGGAGGAUGCAGAGUCAAACAUGCAGAGCUUUAGACAGGAUGUGGACAAUGCUGCCCUCGCAAGACUGGACCUGGAGCGGAAGAUUGAGUCACUGCAGGAUGAAAUCAACUUCCUUAAGAAGCUGCAUGAUGAGGAAAUGAUGGAGAUGCAGAGCCAGAUCCAUCAACAGCAGCACGUGCAGGUUGAGAUGGACGUUGCAAAGCCCGACCUGACUGCAGCUCUGAGGGAUGUCCGUCUGCAAUAUGAGAACCUGGCCUCCAAAAACCUCCAGGAGUCAGAGGAUUGGUACAAAUCCAAGUUUGCUGACCUCACCGAAGCUGCAGCCCGGAAUAAUGACUCUUUGAGAGUGGCCAAGCAGGAGGCCAAUGACUACAGGCGCCAAGUUCAGGCACUUACUUGUGAGGUGGAUGCCCUCAAAGGAUCUAAUGAGGCCUUGGAGCGUCAGAUGAGGGAGGUAGAGGAGAAUUUCUCCAUGGAGACAAAUGGGUACCAGGACACCAUCGGCCGGUUGGAGGAGGACAUUCAUAACAUGAAGGAUGAGAUGGCCCGUCACCUCAGAGAGUACCAGGACCUCCUAAAUGUCAAGAUGGCCCUAGACAUUGAGAUCGCUACCUACAGGAAGCUGCUGGAAGGAGAGGAGAGCAGAAUCUCCACCCCUCUGCCAAACUUCUCCUCCAUGAACCUUAGAGCGUACGAUUUCCCCGCCUUAGAGACAAUGAUUGAUUUAAAACCCCAGUUUGAAACGUCAACAACCGUCAACAAGAAAGUUCUCAUCAAAACCAUUGAGACCAGAGAUGGGCAGGUGAUCAAUGAAACAACCCAGAACCACGAUGACAUGGAGUGAUAAUCUCCUCAUCUUUGCCAAACAGCCAAUACAAGCAAUAAGAAGAGACACAUUUCACCCUGGCAACAAGCAAGCAAACAAACAAACAAACCCACGAAAAGCAAACAGCCUUGAGAAGUGCCUUUAUAUGUGAUGAUCCAGCAAGCUGUUAGUUGACACAGACUGUUUUUUUUUUGCUUUCUCUUCAGUCACGUUUGUUUAGACUCAUUGUAGAACUCAAACACAGCAUAGAAAGCCUCACUGAGGUUUACAUAAAGCUUUCUUUGUCACCAAAGUAGUAUUUUUGAUCAAUAUAGCAUGCACAACUUCAAGAAACCUGUAUGCUAAAGAUGUCACAAUUGCCUGUAUGCAGCAAUAAACUACGAAGACUUUAAGUCAACACUGUGCCUAGGAGUAAUACUUUGUAUACUUUAUGGUAAGAACAUGGCAUUAGGCUCUAUAAUUAACAUUUUAACAAAUUCAUGAACUGAAAACUUUUUAUUUUGCUAGUGUUAAGCCUGUGAAAUAACUCAUUUGUUUUCAAUAACAGCACAUGCUUUACAUGGGUCACUAAUAGCAUGAUUUUGAAAACAUAUAAACUAAACAUAAAUUAUUCUUGUAAAUAAGUGGAUUCCUAUAAGAAAAAGGAAUUGGAAAAGAAAUCUGAUGGUGAAGUGAGCUGAGUUGAGUAGUCUGAUAAUCUUCAUGUAGGUAUUUAUUGGGAUACGUAUAUUCCAUGAAGGUAAAGUACUUUUCAAUCACUGUUUACUCUGCAAGGUCCUUUUCAAACUGGUGGGGACACAAGACAGUUUGGAAAUAUUCACGGACUUCCUCAGAGUCUUUGGUUGAUGCAUCUGCACUUCAUUGCUUUUAACAUUAAUGUAUUUAACUGCACAAAGGAAGAAAGUGGACUGCUGCUUCAAGCUGUGAAUUAGAUUACAAGAAUUACAUCACCUUCUCCGAGACAGUUGUGAAAAAUGCUGAUAAUUCAACAAUAAGUUGAAUUUUUGUGGACAGGUUUAUCUAACAAGCGGCCAUGUUAGUCUACAGUAUAACACAAGGCAUUGUCAUCACUGCUCUGCUGAAGGCAAACACACAUAAAGCUGUUUUAUAUUAACUCUUUGACGAAUGAUAUAUGAAAUAAUACACAGAAAAUUACAUGUUUUUUUUUUAUUUACAGUGUCUAUAAUACAUAAAGAAUAAAGAAAUUCCCAAGUCUGUC